AUGCCCAGACCCGGGCCGCGCCGCCGCCGGCCGCCGGCUCCCUCCGGCUCGCGGGUCCAGCCGCCGCGCUCAUGUCGCUCUCCCGCGCUCCAGCACAGCCCGGUGGCCUCAGGCUCGCCCCUGCGUGCAGAUACCCGGCCCGCCCGAGGCGUCUCGGGUCGCCUCGAGUCCUCCUUCUCCGUCGAGGCCAUCCUGGCGAGGCCCGACCCGUGCGCGCCGGCCGCCUCCCCGCUGUCGGUCGCCGCCUGCACCGCCCGGGGCCUCUGGACCGCUCCCUCCCCGUCCCCGGUUCUGCCCUGGGUGUGCUCGGCAGCCUGGCUGCCCGCCUACCUGGGCGUGGGUCUUCAUCCGUGGUGCCCCCAGUCCCCUGUACUGGGGCUGCGCGUGGCCCACUUCUGUGGCCUCCCGGGCCUCGACGUCACAGGCGUGGAGCUGGCCCACCACCCAGGCCUGUGGAGUCUCCCAGACCGGGCCCCAGCCAAGGACCUUCCUGACACCAAGAGAUGCCGCAAGAGGAUUCGAACUGUGUUUAGCUUGGAGCAGCUGGAAGAGUUGGAGAAAGAGUUUGCAAAGCAGCACAAUCUGGUGGGGAAGAAGAGGGCCCAACUGGCAGCCCGGCUCAACCUUACAGAGAACCAGGUGAGGGUCUGGUUCCAAAACCGCAGGGUCAAGUAUCAGAAACAGCAAAAACUGAAACCGCUGGCCCCACCUGCCACGCAUGCCUUUCCGACUGAACCCUACAGCAGGUCCAGCGCCAGCAUCCAGAAUGAAGACGUCAAGUCAGGAGCGGACAGCUGA
This is a messenger RNA of Choloepus didactylus (southern two-toed sloth), 798 nucleotides long. RefSeq names its product notochord homeobox (gene NOTO). Gene Ontology annotation, molecular function: DNA binding. The record is from RefSeq and is a predicted model, not a curated record. The transcript has 3 exons. NCBI's taxonomy places the organism in Eukaryota, Metazoa, Chordata, Mammalia, Pilosa, Megalonychidae. Bases 1 to 798 code for a protein of 265 amino acids. Gene Ontology annotation, biological process: neuron differentiation; central nervous system development.